AUGCAUCAGCUUUUGUUCUUCUUACUGAUUCUGAGAUGUUGGGGUGAUCUAAAAGUAUUAGUCAAUGAAAAGGGAGAGUAUCAAAUUAGUAUAGACAAUAAUCCAUGGCUUCGUUCAUCACAUACAGCAUUAUAUGUCGAUAACACAUGGUAUUCUUCGGAAGAUAAUUCAUUACCAUUGAUAAAUAUAAGUUCGACACAAGGUGCGGAUCCUAUUCUUGGCGGUUGGAAUGAGACACAAUUAAACUAUGAUCUGGCUCGUAAUGGAACGCAUACGAAAAUUGUCGGUCGCAUACGCCAAUGGCAUUCGUUUUCAGCAAUUACAUUUCAUUUGGAGACUGGUGAUCGAGAGAUGAUAAAUACAGUUCCUCUGGAUAUGAAUCAUGUUCGAACGAUUUUUCCAUCAUUUGAUAUCGAACAAAUUGAUAGUUACGAUCAACGAAGUUUCUUUACCUAUGAAGGUGAAAUGGCUGGUGAUGAUCAGAAACAUGCAGGUCACUGGAAUAGAUCAGCUGAAGUCAUCAAUGCUGGGAUGAUAGCUGGUCCAGUCGUUCUUUCAAAUCUUACUCAACGAGGGGAGAAGGAUGUCCUCAUUCUUUCUCCAUUCUCUCGAUUUAUGGCUACUUCGUUCAGUCAAACAAAUAGUACUUUAGAGUACGGUGUGAUAGGUUCGAUGACGUCUAUUCCAGCAAACUACAAUCAUUCGAUGAUUGUUUUCUAUUCUUCGAAAGGUAUCAGAGAAACAAUCAGAGAAUGGGGUCAAACGAUGCAGAAAGCAUACAAUCGAACGAAUGAACAUCGUCUCAACGAUUUGACUAUCAAUUAUCUCGGCUAUUAUACAGAUAAUGGUGGCUAUUAUUAUUAUCAUUCAGAAAUAGGAGUAGAUUAUGAAAGAACGAUGGUUAAUGUUCGUCAUCAAAUUCCACUUCCCUUUCAUUAUAUGCAACUCGAUUCCUGGUGGUACUACAAAGGUAUUGGACAUGGCGUCUCUGAAUACACGGCAAUGCGACAUAUAUUUCCUGAUGGUCUUCAAGCUCUUCAUCGUCGAUUAGAAAAUAUUCCAUUGGCAGCACAUAAUCGAUAUUGGGCUUAUGACAAUGUUUAUAAACAAAAAUAUUCCUUUGCUCUAGACGAAAAAAAUAAAAAGGCAUUACCCAUUGGAAAUGAUUCCUUUUGGUUCGAUUUUUUCAAUCAAACACGUGAUUGGGGUCUGAUUCUCUAUGAACAAGAUUGGCUUGAUCAUCAAACCUAUGACUUUACACCACUGUGUACUGAUAUUCAUCUUGGACAACAAUGGUUAACAUCUAUGGGUGCUGGAGCUGAGCAAGUGGGCAUGAAUUUACAAUAUUGUAUGAGUUUACCUCGACACAUUCUCACUGCUUUAGAAGUUCCACGUGUCACUCAGGCUCGAGCAUCAACAGAUUAUGCUCUUCACCUGAAGAAACAAACUGUACCUCAAUGGGCGAUUGGAAUUUCCAGUAUGUUUCUUGAUGCAUUGGGUAUAGCUCCAUUCAAAGAUGUCUUUUGGUCUACUUCAUUACAGCCCGGUGCACCCUAUGGGUUUUCACCACGUGAAGUCCUUCCAGAACGAGAGAUACUAAUUGCUACCCUAUCGACAGGACCGGUCGGAGUUGGUGAUGGCAUUCGUUACAUCAACGCCGAACGAAUCAUGAAAUGUUGUCGUCAGGAUGGAUUGAUUUUGAAACCUGAUCGACCUUUGACAAUGAUUGAUAUGGUAAUAUCGGAUUGGACUUUUUCUAAUGGUGUUUCUGUUGGCGAACUUUAUUCAACGCAAACAACUAUAAAUAAUCAAACUUUCCAUGCUGUCUUUGCAUCAGCUAUGGAACGAGAUUAUCAGGUUUAUCCUGCGAUGAUAGGUGCUCAAGCUGGAGUUAUUUGGUCUUAUAAUAAUGCAACUGAUGUCAAAAUGUUCUCUGAAACGAAUUCCCUUAACGUUUCAGCGAGUCAAUGUAAUAACUUAACAGUAUGCCUUUGGUACGUAUCACCACUCGUCCAAUUCAGUGAUUCACCCACAACGUCGUAUGCUCUUCUUGGUGAAUGGAACAAAUGGACAGCUGUUAGUCGACAACGAUUUAAUUCCAUAAAAACUGAUAUGAAAAACAGUCAAGCAACAAUCAUUGUUCAAGGUGUAGCCGGUGAAACAAUUCCAGUCGUUAUCUAUCACAGUAUUCUCUUCUCUGUCACCGUCAACUGUCGAAUAUCUGCAGACGACACUCCAGCCACAGUUACCAUUACUAAAUCGGAUAUUAUUUGCUCUUGA
Messenger RNA from Adineta steineri, 2280 nucleotides. The record is from the annotation of a GenBank genome assembly. NCBI's taxonomy places the organism in Eukaryota, Metazoa, Rotifera, Eurotatoria, Adinetida, Adinetidae.